This is a messenger RNA of Acanthopagrus latus (yellowfin seabream), 1210 nucleotides long. RefSeq lists its product as uncharacterized. The transcript has 7 exons. Bases 497 to 1210 code for a protein of 237 amino acids. The record is from RefSeq and is a predicted model, not a curated record. Gene Ontology annotation, molecular function: protein binding. NCBI's taxonomy places the organism in Eukaryota, Metazoa, Chordata, Actinopteri, Spariformes, Sparidae.
AUUCCUCUCAUUUUACGCCUGGCCUGAUUUAUUUCAAAACAAGUUUCUUUAAAGUCAACACUUCACGGCUUCAUUCAGGCUGGAUCAGGAUUGCUGGAUUGGCAUAGCACAGCACAGGAAAUAUGUUUACUAUGAGUAGACAGGAAACAGACCAGAGCAGGUAAAACCAGAGAAGGUGCUGGCUUUUCAGGGUGUCCUCAUUAUUUCUCAUCUUCUGUGUUUCUAUGACAUUUUUGCCUGGUGUGUGUGUUUCAAAAGUUGCAGCUGGGGGGAUGUAAUAAGAAUAGAAAGUUGCAGUUUUUCAAGCAUAGAAAAUGCUCAACAUUUCGCAAAUGCAACUGUGUUACUCAGCUAUAGUAUAGCUGUAAUACAAUUUAACUAGAACUAAAAGUCACAGCUAUCUUACUUUUUUUAUUUCUCUGCAGUUUGAAAUGCCACCAAGACUAACGCCUAUGAAAGACGCCUGUCAUCAUGUCAGUACAAAGACGGACAAAACAUGGAAACUGGAGGUGAAACACAUAAAUGCUGUGAAAGCAUUGAUGCCUCCCGGGAAGAUGGGUCUUUCGGCCGCUUGGUAAACGAUGACCACAGACAUCCCAACUGCAGAAUGAAGCGAAUUGACGUUGCAGGAAGUCCACACCUUUGUCUUUUUGCCAUAAAAGACAUAAAACAAGGUGAAGAAAUAACCUAUGAUUAUGGAGGCGAGGACUGCCCAUGGCGAGAGCAGAUGACUACAUAUGAUACGCCCUGUGUCAGCUCUCAGCCUGUGAUCAUGUCGGGGCCACAGUUGGGUGAAUCUUCCAGUUCAGGGGACACUGGUCAACAGAUGACUACAUAUGAUACGCCCUGUGUGAGCUCCCAGCCCGUGAUCAUGUCAGAGCCAGAGUUGAGCGAAUUUUCCAGUUCCUGGGACACUGGUCAACAGAUGACUACAUAUGAUACGCCCUGUGUGAGCUCCCAGCCCGUGAUCAUGUCAGAGCCAGAGUUGGGUGAAUCAUCCAGUUCGUGUGACACUGGUCAACAGAGGAAGUUCUGGGUAGGGGUGAGGAAGAUUGGUGCAGAGAAGAAGAAAACCGUGAAUCCACUCUUCAUGAAUCAUCAGAAGAGGAAACUGUUGCAGACACUGAGGAGAAUAAAAGCCCACCAAAACAGAAGAGACGCAGACUGCCACCAGCAGAAGACGGAGCAUCUUCUGGAGUCAGUGCUGUGA